CCCUCUCCCGCCCUCCCCCUUUUUCGUGCCUGGAGGUUGCGGGUCAGCGAGAGCCACUGCAGUGAGUCCGUCACGGCUCCGGCGUGAGCUUGAGCGCGAAGCUACAGCCCGGGAGCCGCCUGGCCCUCGCCUCCAUCUCCCGCGCCUCUCCGCCUCGACCCCUGCUCGCCGCUUCUCCUCCCGCUCUUUCGGUUCCUGAAUCUCGACCUUAAUUUUUCUUCUCCCCCGCCCGCUCCCGCGUGCCCAGUCACCCCGUCGGCGCGGGCCCCGCGGCGCCGCCUCCCCUCCCCCAGCCCGCACCCCCUCCCCCGCGGGUGUCCCGAGGGCCGCAGCCGCCCCAGCCGAGUGCAGCUGGGCCGCCACCGCCGCCGCUUCCUGCGGGAGCCCGUCUGAGCGCCGACACUCUCCUCCGUCCGAGCCAGCCGCCGCCCGCCCGCCAGCAAAAUGGGAAAUGAGGCAAGUUAUCCUUUGGAGAUGUGCUCACACUUUGAUGCUGAUGAAAUUAAAAGGCUAGGAAAGAGAUUUAAGAAGCUUGAUUUGGACAAUUCUGGUUCUUUGAGUGUGGAAGAGUUCAUGUCUCUGCCGGAGUUACAACAGAAUCCUUUAGUACAGCGAGUAAUAGAUAUAUUCGACACAGAUGGGAAUGGAGAAGUAGACUUUAAAGAAUUCAUUGAGGGAGUCUCUCAGUUCAGUGUCAAAGGUGAUAAGGAGCAGAAGUUGAGGUUUGCUUUCCGUAUCUAUGACAUGGAUAAAGAUGGCUAUAUUUCCAAUGGGGAACUCUUCCAGGUGCUGAAGAUGAUGGUGGGGAACAAUCUAAAAGAUACGCAGUUACAGCAAAUUGUAGACAAAACCAUAAUAAAUGCAGAUAAGGAUGGAGAUGGAAGAAUAUCCUUUGAAGAAUUCUGUGCUGUGGUACUGCUACAGGUGUUUGCUAUCCCUUCACCAUUGCCAAAGAUCACCGUGGAUUGGCCUCUGAUUGAGUAGAACAUGAAAUGAGGUUGUAGGUGGCCUAGAUAUCCACAAAAAGAUGGUGGUAGAUGUGUGACUCUUUUUUAAAGAGUACCACCCAACACUUUUGCUUUCUUCUCCAUCUCUGAAGAUCUGCUCAAGACGUCCAGCAAUGCUCUCUGUGUAUUUAAAUGGAAGUAUUUUUCUCUGUGAAGCCACAUUUUCCAACAUGAGCCUCAUGAAGCCAACUAAGUGUUAUUGAACUCUUAUUCUCUCAAUAACUCCGUGUAGCACUUUAAAGUCUGAAGGACAGCAACAUGAAAAGAGCAUAUCAAUGUGGUGAAGAAAGGGAAGGGGUUGGCUUUUUAAUUUAUUUUUCUUCAUCUUUUAUAACAAAGUAUCUAUAUAUACAUAUGUAAAUAUUUAUAUAUAGAUAUAUGUAGCUUUCUAUAUGUGUAGUAGGUUGGCUUUAAUUUAAUAUACUUGAUUCAGAAACAAAAUGAUAGAGUACAAAAGUGCCAAGCAGAACAUAAAACAUCCUUACUUUUAUUUCACACAGUUUUUUAUAUAGGUAGAAGAUUGUACAAUUUGAGCCGGGUGUUAGGCCAGCUACUUUCUUUCCUGUGCUUUCUCCUUUGAGAGAUUGACAAAGCAUUUGUUAACGUCCUAUUAUUUACCUUAAGUACAUUUUUGUAACAAAGGAGUUUGUAACUUUAUUUAUACCUAUGAAUAUAUUUCCAGGGACUAUGUCUCAUUGCUGAGCAGCUUUUAUUACAUCUUUGCUUGAGGAGAAAGUAUAGUCAGUGCUACUGCCAAGAGCUCGUUCUUGUGUUCAUAUAGUGCCUGCACAAAGCUUGUGGCUGCUUCAUUCUGUUACUUCAUAACUGGGAGCCAUUACAUUUAUUAAAUGUCCCUAAGUACAUGUAAGUUUCAGUUGUGAUUUCAUACAUAAAGGCCAGAAGCUAUGUGAGGCAAUCAUAAUUUAUCUUUGACAUUACUUAAUGAAGAGUACCUGAAGUAAUCACUAACUGCAUAUCCAUUUGUUUUAUUACGUGGGUAAAUAACUUGUAAUUAAACCUAAGUUUGAACUGCAAACUUCCCCUCUGUGUUUCAAAAGACUUGCAGCUAAUUUGAAACUUGGGUGAUAUUUAAAUUGCAUGUAUGUAUCUAAACACCCAACAUAUAUUUGUGACUUAAAUGGGAGAAAUCUUACUCAUGUGUAUGCCACAGAAGAGAAAGUUUUUAUCCAAAUUUAUACCUCUUAAAUUUCUUUACCAUAAGGCAUAAAGAGUGCAUGAAAAUUUUCUUCCUUGAUUUGCUCAUAUUUGUAAUGGGUAACUUAAUAAAUUUGUGUGAUAUAAAAGUAGUA
Messenger RNA from Myotis daubentonii (Daubenton's bat), 2317 nucleotides. RefSeq names its product protein phosphatase 3 regulatory subunit B, alpha (gene PPP3R1). The record is from RefSeq and is a predicted model, not a curated record. NCBI's taxonomy places the organism in Eukaryota, Metazoa, Chordata, Mammalia, Chiroptera, Vespertilionidae. Gene Ontology annotation, molecular function: calcium ion binding.